Molecule: messenger RNA, 1268 nt
Organism: Platichthys flesus (European flounder)
Lineage: Eukaryota; Metazoa; Chordata; Actinopteri; Pleuronectiformes; Pleuronectidae
Gene: akirin1
Product: akirin 1
Exons: 5
Coding region: 174-737 (187 amino acids)
Biological process (GO): positive regulation of lamellipodium assembly; positive regulation of transcription by RNA polymerase II; negative regulation of skeletal muscle satellite cell proliferation
Cellular component (GO): nucleus; chromatin
Molecular function (GO): transcription coregulator activity
Source: RefSeq, a predicted model, not a curated record
AAACGGUGCUCGGGCUUCAGGCAGAGGAAAAGAGCCGUUGUUGUGAAGAGGAAGAAAGGCUCAACUCUUCCGUGGGACGCGACACCGACCUACCGCCGCCGUUACUCCCCGGUUUCCGCGGGUCUUCUCCCCCCUCCAGUUCUGUGUGUUCAGCCCGUCUCGUCUCAGCGAACAUGGCUUGCGGAGCGACGCUAAAGCGGUCGAUGGAGUUUGAGGCCCUCCUCAGUCCCCAGUCUCCCAAGCGGAGAAGGUGCAAUCCACUACCGGGGACUUCUGGCACUCCGUCCCCGCAAAGAUGCAACCUCCGUACCCCGGCGGACAGCCCCACGCACCCCAUGUCCCCCACGGCCAUGGGAGGCGAGCACCGGCUCACCCCAGAGCAGAUCUUCCAGAACCUCCGACAGGAGUACAGUCGGAUCCAGAGGCGGCGACAGCUGGAGGGAGCCUUCAACCAGACCGAGGCCUGUAGCUCCAGUGACGCCCCCAGCCCCAGCUCAUCCCUCAAUGCUCCCAGCUCCCCACCAGGUGCCUCAAGGAAGGACCAGCCCUCGUUCACACUGAAGCAGGUGAGCUACCUGUGCGAGCGCCUGCUCAAAGACCACGAGGAGAAGAUACGGGAGGAGUACGAACAGAUCCUUAACACAAAACUUGCAGAACAAUAUGAAUCUUUUGUGAAAUUCACACAAGACCAGAUCAUGCGAAGAUACGGAGCCCGGCCUGCUAGUUACGUCUCCUGAAUUCGCGUGGAUUAAGAUCCCAGCUUCCUCUCACAAGAUGGCUGCUCUUCCACUGCCCCCUCCCUCCACUCGAUUUUCAUUUUAUCUCCCUAUUUUUUUCCCCUCCUCUAUCUCAAACUGUUCGGGUGCCAUGGUUUAUCCAAUUUUUUUUAAUCCAAAAGUUGAUUUCUUAACUUCAAAACUAUUGCUGCUGGCCAAAAGUUAGAAUCUGAGAGGUGAACUGUGUAUGAAGCCCGCCCCUCUUUUUUUUUUUUUUUUUGCCCUUCUUCUUGUUAAUAUGCUAUUUUUCUUGAAAUUCUGAUGAAAGCAGAUCUGUGUCAAAUCUCCUGCCAGCGCUGUAGAAAAGAAGCUUAUUGGCUCGUAUGAUCAUUCUGUAUAACCUUCCAGCAGCUGUAUUUAAUGUCUCCAGCUUCCCACGUCGACCCACAUCUCUCACCCCCACCCAACCUCCCCCUCCUUCCCUCCUCACAACCCUUUACUCGAAUGUGGAUUUUUCUCCCUUUUGAAAUAAAUAAAAGUUCUGUGAUUAAA